AUGCCAGGCCCACCAAGCGGCCUCGAAGUUCGAUUGCGAGACAAGCGUGUGAAGCUUGCAGAGCCAGAAAAACUCGCUGCGACCAAGACAAGCCAUGUGGCUUGUGCAAAAGCCACGGAAUUCAGUGUGUAUACAUGGAAAGAAAACCUACCAGCUUCCUUGAGCUUGAUAUUCAACCGGUUGAAACGUAUUGAGACCAAGAUCAGUCAACUGUCCAACCAUGGGAAAAGACCAAGUGACGCCCCAAAGAAUGCCCCUGCCACAAUACCAGCGGUGCAAACUUCGCCCGUAGGCGACGCUGCUCAAUUUUUAUCUCCGCCGCACUUUGUCGAAAUCCACAGAGCUAUUAGUACUGUAGGUUCACCCUAUGGAGAUGCGAAGUUGUCUUUCAGCACCCGCCAAGUCAUCCACUGGCCUGGGAUUCACCCAACCAAAACCUCCGGCUCCUUCCCUUCUGCUACAGAGGGUGCGGAUACUUGUCUCACGGAGACUGAAUUAGACGGUUCUGCCUUUCCGGAAGAUGUUGAGAAUGAAAGCUUUCCAGAUGACUGGCUAGCGACGUUGAGCUUGUCGACAGUCAAAGGGUUAUCGAACGCCUACUUCAAUACUUUCAACCGCAUCUUCCCUUUCAUUGAUCGUGAUUUCUAUUUUCUCAACACCCUCUCGACCGUCGUUGGAGAAGGCUUCAACUACAGUAUUGAAUCGUGUCUGGUGCUGAAUGUGAUGGCCUUGGGUUGUCUAGGAGCUAACGCUUUUGAGGAGGGAGGGUAUCACAAUCAGGACGCCUUCCCAGUUGUUGGCGUCACCCAGACUUUGAUGAGUCAAGACGUUCCAGGAAAAGGACUGUUUAACGAGGCGCGCCGGAGGAUCGGCCUCUGCUCAGGCGCAAAGGACAUUCAGGUCUCUCAGUACUACCUGACCGCGGCAUUAUUCUACUCUCAAGCGAUGUGUCCAGUUGACCAGUGGCUGAUGACAGAUCGUGCCAGUACCAACAGCCUGAUAUUUUGGAGCCAUCUCCGGAAUUCUUCGGAGGAAUGGGAGGCCGAUAUGCAGUCCCGCGUCUUUUGGUCUUCGCUACUCAUGGAGACGGUAAUAGUGCAGGAACUAGACUUACCAAGAAGUCGUUUGAGAGAGCUCGAGGAUAUCGUACCACUCCCAAAGUUCCUUCCCUACCCAAAUACGAAGAAACCACAAUCUGCCCGACGUGACGACUCAUACUACCAUUAUCACUUUCUUGCUCAGAUAGCCCAUCGAAUCCUCCUGGGUCACAUUCGUGACGAAAUGUACCAUCUGAAUCCGUCGACUCUGGUUGCAAACGAGUUACGGCACCAGCUGAACCAAUGGCAUACGAACUUACCGCCGGCGUUGCAGUUCGACAGCGACCAGAACCACUUCAGCAGUCCAGCCGAAGCUGUUGCGGUUUCUCUGCUUCAAACAAGACACCGCUCGGCAGUUUACCACCCUGGCCGACCCUUUUUAUACAAGGCAUUGGCCAAUCCGGCUUCGGUGACAGAUCAGGACCUGAAGUUCUGUUCAGAGGCGUUGCAAACAGCCUCCAAUUGGCCUAUCGCGACAGGGACGUGCAAGAACAUGAGCAGCUUCUCGCCACUCAAAUACUUCAUGUGCCGCUCCUUUUUUGGCACCCUGCUCAUCUCUCAUGCGCUCAAACACUCGGGAGACGAUAGACUGGUCAAGACGCUGCCAGAGCAAUCAGAAGCUGCGUGCACGUAUAUGCUCAACUAUAUUGACGAAUUGGCACUAAUGAGCCCGUCAAUUCGGAAGGAUCGAGACCUCCUUUCCUCCAUUUACAAGCCAGUCGAAAGUUGA
Molecule: messenger RNA, 1827 nt
Organism: Cladophialophora psammophila CBS 110553
Lineage: Eukaryota; Fungi; Ascomycota; Eurotiomycetes; Chaetothyriales; Herpotrichiellaceae
Exons: 3
Coding region: 1-1827 (608 amino acids)
Source: RefSeq, a predicted model, not a curated record